Molecule: messenger RNA, 3551 nt
Organism: Drosophila hydei
Lineage: Eukaryota; Metazoa; Arthropoda; Insecta; Diptera; Drosophilidae
Gene: mnb
Product: serine/threonine-protein kinase minibrain
Exons: 10
Coding region: 259-3516 (1085 amino acids)
Biological process (GO): positive regulation of DNA-templated transcription; peptidyl-serine phosphorylation; peptidyl-threonine phosphorylation
Cellular component (GO): nucleus
Molecular function (GO): protein serine/threonine kinase activity; protein serine/threonine/tyrosine kinase activity; ATP binding
Source: RefSeq, a predicted model, not a curated record
UUUUCGAUUAAGUCUGAAAAGAAUUGUGAAGGAUUUUUUGCAAGUUAAAACUUGAUAUUUCACAGACAAAUAACUAAGUAAAGCCUGCAACUGUGGAUAUCAGGAAUCUGAAGAUUAAAAGCUUGCAAAUUGAAAGCUCUCCAAUCUUUUCAGUUAAUUUGGACAAUAAGCCAAAGAGACGACAGAUCGAAAGCUCGUUUGGCGUGCCGUGACUUGAGGCAAUCAAAAUAGAACGUGUUGAAAAGGGGGAAUCAGCAGAUGCAUUUGAUGGGGAUUUGGGGAUCAGCGUGUUCACUGCGCUCAACAGAUACAAAUUUUGGCAACGGCACCGAAGGGAAGAAGAAAUGCAGCAACAAACACAACAUCUCUCUGGCUUUGCUGUCGCUUCUUCCGGACAUUGACUCAAUCGCGAUGUCAACGGCUUUGGUCUACUGGCAGUCAAUGAACGCCUCGAUGGCUGGCCAUGAGCCCGGCCUGAUCGGUAGCGCGACGGCAACGGUAACAGCUGCGCCGACAGCUGUUCUCGUCGGCUCCUCUUCAUCGUCGUCGGCCUGGCGUCCAUCGUGGAGCAGCUGGAGCAAUGGGGGCAAUGGCAACGGCUAUCAACUGCAGCAACAACAGCCUCCGCACUAUUUGGCCCAAAUCGAUUGCCAGCAUACGAUCAAGAGCUUCGCCUCCAAUCCCAGUUCCAAAUUCAGUGCAACAAUCAACAGCAACAAUCACUCGAACCAUCAUCAGCAACAGCAUCAGCAUCAUUUGUUGUCACAGCGGCCAGCGCAGUUAAGCUUAUCCGCCGGCUAUGGUUCCAGUGGUGGCGCCGUGGACACAUCGCAGGGUAGUGGGAGCGGCGGAGGGGGCGGCGGCGGUGGCGGUGGCAGACAGCGCCAUGCGCCGCUCUACGGACGCUUUGUGGUCGAAGAGGAACUGCCUGCCACGCAUCGCGAUGUUAUGCAUCAUCACUCUAGUCCUUCGUCUUCGUCGGAGGUGCGCGCCAUGCAGGCACGCAUACCCCCGCAUUUUCGAGAUCCGGCCAUUGCACCGUUGCGAAAGCUGAGCGUCGAUCUGAUAAAGACCUACAAGCACAUCAAUGAGGUAUACUAUGCGAAGAAGAAGCGCCGUGCCCAGCAAACGCAGGGCGAUGAUGAUUCGUCGAAUAAAAAGGAACGCAAAUUAUACAAUGAUGGUUACGACGAUGAUAAUCACGACUAUAUCAUCAAAAAUGGCGAGAAGUUUCUGGAUCGCUACGAGAUUGAUUCACUAAUUGGCAAGGGCAGUUUUGGUCAGGUGGUUAAGGCCUACGAUCAUGAGGAGCAAUGCCACGUGGCAAUCAAGAUAAUUAAGAAUAAGAAACCGUUCCUAAAUCAGGCACAAAUUGAAGUCAAACUGCUCGAGAUGAUGAAUCGUGCGGAUGCUGAAAACAAAUACUAUAUCGUCAAGCUCAAGCGCCAUUUUAUGUGGCGCAAUCAUCUGUGCCUCGUCUUCGAGCUGCUAUCGUAUAAUCUGUACGAUCUGUUGAGGAACACGAAUUUCCGUGGCGUUUCGCUGAACCUCACGCGCAAAUUUGCGCAGCAACUGUGCACGGCUCUUCUGUUCCUGAGCACACCCGAACUGAACAUAAUACACUGUGAUCUGAAGCCCGAGAACAUAUUGCUAUGCAAUCCCAAGCGAUCGGCCAUCAAAAUUGUUGACUUUGGCAGCUCCUGUCAGCUGGGACAACGCAUCUAUCAAUACAUCCAAUCGCGCUUCUAUCGAUCACCGGAGGUGCUGCUGGGCAUUCAAUACGAUUUGGCAAUCGAUAUGUGGUCGCUCGGCUGCAUUCUGGUGGAGAUGCAUACCGGAGAGCCGCUGUUCUCCGGUUGCAAUGAGUUCGAUCAGAUGAACAAGAUUGUCGAGGUGCUGGGCAUGCCGCCCAAGUAUCUGUUGGAUCAGGCGCAUAAGACGCGCAAGUUCUUCGAUAAGAUUGUCACCGAUGGCUCCUACGUGCUAAAGAAGACCCUCAAUGGACGCAAAUAUAAGCCGCCCGGUUCCCGCAAGCUACACGAUAUACUCGGCGUUGAGACGGGCGGCCCGGCGGGUCGGCGUCUGGACGAGCCGGGACAUUCCGUGUCCGACUAUCUCAAGUUCAAGGAUCUGAUAUUGCGCAUGCUUGAUUUCGAUCCAAAGACACGAGUCACGCCCUACUACGCCUUGCAGCACAACUUCUUUAAGCGCACCACCGACGAGUCGACCAAUACGAGCGGCGCGGGCGCCACUGCGAAUGCCGGCGCCGGUGGCAGCGGCUCGGGUGGCUCCUCGUCCGCGGGUGGCGGCGGUGCCGGCAGCGGCGGUGGUGCAGGUGGCGGUGGAAGUUUAACUGCAGCGGGCAGUGGCGGCACAGGUCCUGGUGCUGGUGGCACCACUGGCAGUGGACCCAACGCCAGUAGCAGCAGCAGCAGCAGCGUCGUCUCCUCCAGCGCAGCAGCAGCGGCAGCCGCUGCAGCUGCAGCAGCAGCAGCCAGCUCCUCAUCUUCGGGUGGCAGCAACAGCAUCGGCGGCGCUGCCAAUCAACAGCAACAGCAGCAGUCGCUCGUCUCCAGCAGCAACAGCGGCGCCAUCGAUCCACAAUGUCUAGGUCUGUUAUUGCACCAUGCGAACAACAACAGCAACAACAACAACAGCAAUGCCAAUGCGAUGAACUUUUCGGCGCUCAGUCUGCAGCCGCAGCCAGCGACAACAGCGAACAGCAGCAGUAGCCUAAACAACAACAUUAACAUAAACAACAAUAACAGUCUGAAUAGCUUAAAUCACAGCAGCAGCAGCGUCGGUGUCGGCAUUAGCGGCGGUCGCCGCAAUAUUUAUAUGAGCAAUAGUUAUCCGCACGCCAUGGACUGUGAUCCGCCGCUGGGGCAACAACAAAUGCCGCCGCCGCCGUUGCCGCCCGUCUCGGCUGCUACUAUGGCAGCGGCAGCACUACGCCUCGGCCAGCCGCCGUUCGGACGCAUGCGCAGCAGCGGCGUUGCCAUUGCGCCACAUCAGAAUUUCAGCAGCAUUAAGCAUAACGGUAAUGUAGUACAACCGCCACCACCGCCGACGUCGCUGCUGCUGCCGCCGCUGCCACCACCCGCCGCACAUCAACAAAUGCAACUGCCGACACAGCCGCAGCCGCAUCACAGUUAUGCGCCAGCAUCGUUGCCGCUCGACUUGAUGCAUCACUAUGGCAACAUGUCCGCCGCUGCGUCACAUCUGAUGAUGACAGAUUCGAGCGUUAUCAGCGCCUCUGCUGCCGGCGGUCCUCCAGCUGGUUCCGGACCGGCCUCAUAUGGGGUGCUACUCUAUCAUCCACAGCCGUUAGCGCCACUGCAGCUGCCCAUGCCGCUGCCAGCGUCUGCAUCGACAUCAUCAUCACUUGCUGCAUUGCCAGCGUCGGCAGCGACGUCAGGCAGCGUUAGCUCUGCAGCGGGUGCCAGCAGCGAUGCCUCUUCGUCGUCGCCCAUGGUGGGCGUAUGUGUUCAACAGAAUCCUGUAGUUAUACAUUAGCGUUACCUGCCGUCUAUAUAAACUAUAAUUUAACA